Molecule: messenger RNA, 417 nt
Organism: Vicia faba (fava bean)
Lineage: Eukaryota; Viridiplantae; Streptophyta; Magnoliopsida; Fabales; Fabaceae
Source: the annotation of a GenBank genome assembly
AUGAAAACAUCUAGAAGGUGUAAUCUGCAGACCACAGUAUAUAAUCCCGCAAUUCAGGAUGAAUCACUAAUCUCAGAUUAUAAUGAACCCAAUAGCCAUAUUUUAUUCGGCUUCAAUGUUCCCAAAAAGAACACAUUGGGUAAAGAGAAAAUUGACGGUUCAUCUUUCGCGUACACGUCUUCUUCGCUUCUCCCUCUUCGAACGGCACAACAGCCAUGGCCUUUAUCUUCUUCUUCAAAACGCGAUGGCACUAACUUCCAGAUUGAAGUGCUUGAAGAAGAUGCAGCAACAACUAAGCCAUCAACAAGUUUCUUUGAAGAUGAAGGUUCUCUCAAGAGGAUGAAGAUGAUGCAAAUUAUGGCUGGUUUGGCUUAUGGUGGAUUCUUGACGAUGAAGUUGAAUGAGCAUGAAGAUUGA